UCGGGUAUCUACGACAAAUCCGAGGCAAAUAGUCAGAAAUUCGAAAGAGAAACAAGCGAAUAUUUUCUUAUGGCUGUUUUGUCUCCAAAGAAGUUUGCUAUCAUUACAAUUCUUCCAAUUUUUCUGGAAAUUGGAUUUUCUACAGCAAACAAAGACAUUUGCGGAAGCAUAUUUGAAACUCAAGUUGAUCGUGUUUUAACUGGACACAUCUUGAGUACCACUAUUGUUUUUCACGACUUUGAAUGCCAACUGCAAUGCCUCGGAAGUUAUAACAACAGGUGCAAGUCGUUCAAUGUCCAAACAGGAAAGAACACGAAAAACCGCACAUGUGAGCUGAACAACAGCACACGACGGCUGAAUCCAAAUUAUUUCAAACGGAAGAAAGGAUCUAUAUACUAUGGCUCCAUACAGAUCUCGUGCAUUGACAUCUCGCUCCAGCGCAGUGGAAAAACAAAGAGCGGUCAUCGUCAUUCAAGUUAUAAGGAAAAACAUUGCAAAAAAGUCUGUCCAACAGGAUGGAUUUUGUUCAAUAAUAACUGUUACUUGAUUGAUGACUCUGACUCCAAGACCUGGCUCCAAGCUCAAACGUUCUGCCGCAGUCUCAAAGGGGAACUGGUGAAGAUCAACAGCGCCGAAGAAAACGACUUCGUCUGGGACCUCGUAAAGAGACAAGCUACAUCUGUGUGGUAUGUUUGGAUUGGGCUGAAGUGGAACUCGACAGCGAAUGGAUUCUACUGGUAUGACCACUCAGUUCCAGUUUACAAUAACUGGAACACCGGUGAGCCGAAUGGAAGGGCUUCUGAGCCGUGUGGCCUCAUGUACGGUCCGUCUUCCGCACCCUCCCUCCAUGGCCGAUGGAACGAUGCUACUUGUGACCGCCAGUUUAGUGGCACUGCUUGCCAGAGAAUUCUCUAGCCUAGUUGACCCAAAAGUACUAGCUGUAAAGUGUUACAAGGGGGACGAUCCCCCCCUUCAUUGAGCAAAUAAAGCAACACUACUCGUAA
Molecule: messenger RNA, 1004 nt
Organism: Stylophora pistillata
Lineage: Eukaryota; Metazoa; Cnidaria; Anthozoa; Scleractinia; Pocilloporidae
Source: RefSeq, a predicted model, not a curated record